This is a messenger RNA of Alnus glutinosa, 1701 nucleotides long. Its product is annotated as nematode resistance protein-like HSPRO2. Gene Ontology annotation, biological process: defense response. The record is from RefSeq and is a predicted model, not a curated record. NCBI's taxonomy places the organism in Eukaryota, Viridiplantae, Streptophyta, Magnoliopsida, Fagales, Betulaceae. Bases 81 to 1478 code for a protein of 465 amino acids. The transcript has a single exon. Gene Ontology annotation, molecular function: heme binding; metal ion binding.
AUAGCUCCUCAAAAUUCAAAGAAACCCAGAAAUAAAUAAUCAUCAAUUUCCCUUUCGUUUCAUUUUCUCACAGUUCAAGAAUGGUUGAUUUAGAUUGGAAAGCAAAGAUCGUCUCACCCGACAUGCCAAGCAAAUCUCCGAAACUCUCCAACAAACUCCAAGUUUGCCUGCCGUUUUCUUUCCGUGCCGCCGAGAUUUCCGCCGCUUCAGCCACGGCUUCCUCGGCUUACGAGAACUAUCUUCGACUGCCGGAGCUCCGGAAACUUUGGAGCUCCAAAGAGUUUCCCAGCUGGGAAAAUGAGUCUAUUUUGAAACCGGCCUUGCAAGCUUUGGAGAUUUCGUUCCGGUUCGUCUCCACGGUGCUGUCGGACCCGAGGCCGUACGCGAACCGGCGCGAGUGGAAGCGGAGGCUCGAGUCGCUUGCGACGACUCAGAUAGAGCUUAUCGCUAACAUCUGCGAGGACGAAGGGACACGUGGAACGGCUCCGAUCGUCGAUCUCAGGUCAUCCAACGGCGUCCUGGCUCGCAACGGGAGCUACGCAGAGGUGUGGAAGCUUCCAGGCGAGACCUCCGUGGUGAGCCGCACCAGCGAGUCCAGCCUGCUCCCGCGUCUCGCCACGUGGCACAAAGCAGAGGACGUAGCGCAGAAGAUCCUCUAUUCCAUCGAGUGCGAGAUGCUGAGGUGUCCGUACACGCUCGGCUUGGGCGAGCCGAACCUCGCCGGAAAGCCGAACCUCGAGUACGACCUGGUGUGCAAGCCGAGCGAGCUCCACGCCCUGAAGAGGUGUCCGAGCGAUCACAUCGACAACCACGAAAACCAGACGGUGUACACCACGAACCAAAUCCUUGAGUCGUGGAUCCACGUAUCGCAACAGCUCCUGAAGCGAGUCGCAGAGCGAGUCGAGAGCAAAGAUUUUGAAGAGGCCGCGAGCGAUUGCUAUCUGAUCGAACGGAUCUGGAAGCUUCUCGCCGAGAUUAACGAUCUCCACCUCCUGAUGGAUCCGGACGAUUUUCUCAGGCUCAAGAACCAGCUGUGCAUCAAGUCGUUGAACGAGACGGCACCGUUUUGUUUCAGAUCAAGAGCUCUCGUGGAGAUGACAAGGCAGUGCAAGGACCUGAAGCAAAAGGUGCCGUUCAUCCUUGGCGUGGAGGUGGACCCCAUGGGUGGACCCAGGAUCCAGGAGGCGGCGAUGAAGCUCUACGGUGAGAAGAGGGAGUUCGAGAAGAUUCACCUGCUUCAGGCUUUGCAGGCGAUCGAGUCGGCGAUGAAGAGGUUCUUCUUCGCGUACAAGCAAGUGCUCGUGGUGAUGACGGGGAGCUUGGAGGCCAACGCCAACCGAGUUGUGGUGAGUUCCGACUCGGUAGACUCGCUGACUCAGAUCUUCCUCGAGCCCACGUAUUUCCCGAGUUUGGACGCGGCAAAGACGUUUUUGGGGGAUUUUUGGAGCCACGAGCAUGGUGGGGUGCGGCUCGGAUAGAUGGACUCGGAGGACCCGGUGAGUUUGACUCGGUUUGACUCCAGGUCAACUCGUUUGACUCCAGCUAAUAGUGUUAGGUUUACACACUUGAAAAACGAACAAGUUAAAUUAAUUCUUUGUAUUGUCAUACUUCUUUUUCGCUGAGUUUUUUAAUAUUUUUACCAUUAGUUCAUGAAUUAGCUCUUCGUGUAAAAAAAUUCUAUGAACUUGUAAUUUUUAUGAA